This is a messenger RNA of Dreissena polymorpha, 3156 nucleotides long. Its product is annotated as glutamate receptor ionotropic, NMDA 2B-like. NCBI's taxonomy places the organism in Eukaryota, Metazoa, Mollusca, Bivalvia, Myida, Dreissenidae. The record is from RefSeq and is a predicted model, not a curated record. Gene Ontology annotation, molecular function: transmitter-gated monoatomic ion channel activity involved in regulation of postsynaptic membrane potential; NMDA glutamate receptor activity. The transcript is spliced from 16 exons. The coding region runs from base 1 to 3156 and encodes 1051 amino acids. Gene Ontology annotation, biological process: monoatomic ion transport; modulation of chemical synaptic transmission; synaptic transmission, glutamatergic. Gene Ontology annotation, cellular component: plasma membrane; postsynaptic membrane.
AUGGACGCGGAACCGAGACAGAGGGCCGUUCGCGCGGAACCCGUAGUGACGGCACCGGAAAUUGACCCAGAGGAAUCGUCCGAGCCGGGAACAAGCGAGCAAGAAAUCGAGAAAGUUUCGUGUUACACUCCCGUAGCACAGUUAAUGUCCAUGAAACAGGAUGUCGUUCUACAAAUAGUCAUACCACAUCAGACCAGUGCUGUCAACAAAUACGAAAACGCGCAUGCAAACGCCAAACAAACCAUAAAGCAUGGCCGCGAGUCUGACUACAACAAUCUGCGGAAACGUUUUUCUAUCAACACCUGGCUUAAUUUCACAGACUCCAAUUCGCCAAAGGAGAUUCUAAAUCUUUACUGCAAGGAGAUAUUCGCGAAACACGUCAAUGCGAUUCUGAGUCUCAAUUAUGGAACAGAUACGGCGUCUUCGAAUAACUAUAUCAUGAAGUUAGCGGAGAACCUUGGAUAUCCGGUUAUCAGUUGGGAUCCAAACUACCCAGGGGCCUUGGAGAUGGACCAGAAUUCCAGGGUGCUGCAAAUAGCGCCGACGAUCAACCACCAAUGUGAGGGGAUGCACCGGAUCCUCAGUCGCUACAACUGGACGGAUUUUGCAAUCGUCACGACGAAGAUCACCAGCAAUGAUGACUUCAUCUCUUGCAUGCGCAGCAUGGUUACCCGAACAAGUGUGACGCAGGGUUACACUACGACCGCACAGUCAGAAGAAGCUUUGGACAUCAUGGACGUUGCCAAGGAGAUGGGACUGACCGGUCAGAACUAUAUGUGGCUGCUGACGUCCGCCAGUAUGGGCGAACACAUCGGCAGAAGUAUCCUGUACAACAACUCGCAAGAGGUCAUAGAGGCGGCUAUAGAGACAUCAGUAAAGUUGUGGGCUCUUGGAUUGGAGGCAUUGGCCAAGCAGGACCUCUUUCUCGACCAGACCCGGAUGUACCCUGAAAAUACGUGCGCGACUUCCCGGCUUACGUUUUGGAGGGACGGUGAUCGUCUAUACAGGGCGAUUAAAGGAAUAACCUUAGAGAACCCACCCGUGUCAUUCACUGAUAAUGGUAUCAUCGAGAACGUGGCGUUGAAGAUUUAUAACAGCCGGCCGCUUUCUAACUCUCACUCUCUGGCAAGAUGGGGCUCAAAUAAAUGGAUAGAGGUUGGCGACAUUGUACCAAAAAAGAAUGGAGAUAAGUCUGAGAUGACGCUUGAAAUGAACGAAGUGGUGUGGCCAGGGGGAGCAGUGUCACCGCCAAAGGGACGACCGGAAAAGCGCUUCUUUCGGAUUGUGACUUUAAAAGAGGAGCCUUACAUAAUGUACGUUCCACCUGACGCGGAGACUGGCAAGUGUACCGGUUAUUCAGUACCCUGUAAAUUGAACCAGAAAAACAUGAAUGCUACAAUAGACGAGAAGGAUGGUAUGGUUAACUAUUGCUGUACGGGGCUGUGUGUUGACCUGCUCAAGGUGUUUAGUGAAAAGCUCAUGUUUGACUAUGAACUGUACGAGGUCAGGGACGGCUUAUGGGGAAUAAAAAACGAGAAAGGCGAUUGGAAUGGGCUCGUUAAAGAGAUGCAAGAGAAAAAGGCGGACAUGGUUAUAACCUCCAUCAAGAUAACUCACCAGCGCUCCACCGCGAUGGAUUUCUCCACGCCCUUUCUGGAGACCGGUAUCACAAUUUUGGUCGCCCUGCGCAAAGGAGCAAUAUCCGCAACUGCUUUUCUCGAACCGUAUGAUUUUCCCUCCUGGUGCCUCAUUCUUGUGUUUAGCGUCCACGCGUCUGGCUCUUCAAUCUUUAUAUUUGAAUGGCUAAGUCCGAGUGGCCUGGACAGGGGGAGGCGCUCUUUGCGAGAACAUAAAUUCUCAUUAUUUCGUUCCUUCUGGCUUAUCUGGGCCAUGCUGUUUGGAGCGUCCGUCUCCACGGAUAACCCGAGGGGAAUGUCGAGCAGAUUUCUGGCAAAUGUCUGGGCUCUUUUUGCCCUAGUCUUUCUUGCGAGUUACACUGCAAAUUUGGCUGCCUUCAUGAUCACAAUUGACGAAUAUUACGACCUAAGUGGGAUCCAGGACUGGCGUUUGGCGAACCCGACUGCCGUUACGCCGCAUUUUAAGUUUGCAACGCUACCCGGAGGGAGUACGGAGGACAACAUACGCAUGAAGUACCCGCGGAUGCAUCGCUAUAUGCAGAAGUACAACAAGACGUCUGUUGACGCCGGAAUCCGCGCUCUUUUAGCAGGAGAAAUCCACGCGUUCAUUUAUGAUGCUACGGUACUGGAAUACAAAUCCGGAAGGGCCAAAGAAUGCGAUCUCCUCACUGUCGGCAAGUGGUACGCCAUGACAGGGUAUGGCGUAGGUUUUCCCAAGGGCUCUCUUGUAGUCGGAGAAAUUGACAAGAUCAUUUUGGAUCUUCAGAGAAACGGUGAACUGGAUCGUCUACAGAAGUUCUGGCUGGCGGGAGCCUGUCAUUCAAAAAAGGAUAAGAAGAACAAAACAAGCAAUAAAAUUGGCGUACCGAAUUUUACCAGUGCAUUCAUCUUGCUUGCGUCUGGAGUCACAUUGGCCACAGUCUUGAUGUUGUUGGAGCAUGCGUACUUUAAGUUUGGUCGCCGAUGUCUCAAGAAAUAUGACAAAACAGGCUGGUGUGCACUUGUAAGCCUGAGUAUGGGUAAAUCGCUUACAUUUGAGCAGUCUGUGAUAGAUACAAUAGACUUUCAUAAUCGGCAUCGCUGCAAAGACCCGAUAUGUGAGACGCAACUUUGGAAGGCCAAACACGAGCUGGAUCUUGCACUGUUUAGACUACAGCGAAUGAAAGAUGAAUUACUGGAUAAAAGUUAUUCCGAGGCGGAAAAUAUCGGUAAUUUAUCUGAUAGUGAUAAAAAACGUUUGCAUUUCCGUCGCUCACCUAGCUAUACAAAUGCUAUCUCGGUUGAGAGUGACAAUCCUGAUACCCCUGAGCGGGCGGUGUCAGACGCUACCAGCGCCCCGCCCCCGAUCCAAGUAGAGAUAAGCCACAAGCGUUUGCCAUCGUAUUCUCAAGCGGUUGACAUGUCACCAGUGAUUGAUAAACGAGACGUAGAUAAAAGUCCUGCUGCGACAAAGUCAAAAUACUUUGAAGGAAAAUAUUAUGUUGGAGUAACCAAUCAAAACGACGACAGUGAGUUGUGA